AUGACCAAUAUAAUAAACCAAUGGAUUCAAUCAAGACUUGGAAUAAUAAUGAAUUGGAAUGCUGAAACAUUUUGUCGUAAUACAAGAGACGGGCAUCUACUCUCGCGAAUAUUGAAGUCUUACGAGGUCAUCAACGAAGAACAGCUUGGAAUGAUACAUAAAACAGAGGUGCGAGCGAACUGCAUGCAAAAUUUCAAAUUCAUAGCCAAAUGGCUCAAAACUCUCGGAAUAUCCCUCGAUACCGACGAAGUAGAUGAAAUCGUUGAUUACACCGGCUUAGGUUCCAUCAAUAUAUUCUAUAAACUAUUUUUAGAACUUCACGAGAAAGAUAAUCUGACAUUCAUAACGCAACAACGGCUGAAUGAAAAAUUGCACCCCCAAAACACAAGAUUCGCAGUGAAAAGUGAGGCCGAGGAGACGGUACGACCCCCUCAGGUCGAGGGUAAAUAUAAAUCACCUUUGAUUGAAUCUUACGAUGUAAUUCAUUGGCACCAAGAUCGCCUAGAAAUGUUGGUCAAUAAAUGCAAAUCAGCUAGAGAGGAGUAUAUGGGCAUGGUGAGAACGCGAGACAAACGGUUGUCAAGUUCCUCAUUUAGUUACUACUCUCCUGCCUCGCCAGAUUUUCACAGAACGGAGGAAGCUAACGUAGAACUCAUUAACGAAUCGGUGAAAUCAAUUGACUUGUCCUACGAAGAGUUAAUUGAGGAACAAAAGCAAGCAAACAUGCUGAUGCUGAAACAGUUCCAAGCAGAUCCCAAAGAAGCGAAAACAAUACUCAAGAAAUACAAAGAACAAGUCAAGAAGAAGGCUGAAAAUGCCAUAUUCCAGAAGCAGCUGCACAAAGAAGUGCUGAAUGCGUUUUGGCAAAAGAUACGCGAUGAAGAAAAUGACGAGUGUGAUAAAGAUAUAACCGAAAAGAUGCUCAAACAGUCUUUGUAUGAAAAACAAAUGCUGAGGAAGCUGGGCGAAGUUAAAUUUCAGAAGGAUGUUAUGAUACAAAAUAAGCUAGCUAUAUCUGAUGCUAUUUCGAAAGAAAAGGAAGCACAAUUUGUCGAACAAUUUCUUGAAGAAGACAAGGAAUUGAACGAUAAAGAAUUCCAGUAUUACCUGAAUAAAGAGAAAACACUAAAAUUGCACAGGAAAAUCUAUGAAGAAAAAUUACGCUUGAAAUCAGAGAGAUGCUAUAAAAUGUGUUCAGAGAUAAUCAGGAAUAUUUGUACCAUAGCUUUCAAAGAAUCUGAAUAUAGAAAUUUUUUCGGGGAAACCCCGUCGAGAAGAGUGAUAGAUAACUGGAAGAAAUGUUUUUUAACAAAUGAAAAUUUCGAAGAUGCGGUAUCCCCGAUAGAAAUUAUACUCAAACCACCUGACGAAAUCCCAGAAGAUUUGGAAACAAUAGUUCAUAAUGAAAUAGACAGGCAAGAUAAGCUGGACAAAGCAGAUUUCGAAAGCUAUAUAAACUUCGAAUGGCCUUGGGAACUCGAAAAUGUCGAAAUAGAUGACAACUACAUAUGCGAUAUGAAUUAUGGGAUGAAUAUUUUAGGACAUAUAGUAAACAAUUUGCUGAAAAUUAAAUAUCCUUUGCCGGAACCGCCUCCGCCUCCAAAUUUGCCAAAAGUAAAUAUUUCUGUUUGUGUAAAUGGACUGACAGACACUACCUGCUUGCCUCUACUCCAGAAAAUGUUGGAUCAUAAAGAUAUCCGUGUUUUCGAAAUGCAGGAUGCAGUGAAUUUUUGCAUAAAUGCUUUUAAAGAAGAAAGUAAACUUGCGGAAGAAGAUGGAGAUGAACAAAUUCAGAAAGACAAGACCAAAGGGAGUCAAUCAAAGAAGUCACUCAAGAAAGGAGCGAAAUCAAAAUCCAAAACCGAUAGAAAUAUCAAUACGGUAGAAGAUGUGGAAGACAAAUUUGCUCUGGCAGAUAAGACAGUACAAACGCCCAAGGUGUAUCCAUGCGAAGAAAUACCUCUUUCGCCAAAAGCAGAGCUAGGAAGAAUAGCAGAAGAAGAACUAUCUCGUGGUAGUUCUCUUACAGAUCAUUUGCUUGUACAUAUGUUCUUGGAGUUCCUUAGACCUAAACAUCAUCUGAAAGGUUGGGUAUUGGUGAACUACCCCGAAACUUUAGAACAAGCAAUACUCUUAGAAGAAUCACUCACUGGUAUUACAAUUCCUGGAUAUUUUGAUACUCUCAAAGUGUCUAGAAGCAUAGGUGAGCUGGCCGAACUUGAAGUUAACUGCGACGAUAGAAAUAUGGAUAUUUACGAGCAAUACAGAAGUUCUAAAAUUUUGAAAAAUCCACAGAAAGCAAUUGAAGAUGGACUUUCUUACGAUUCAGCUCUUACUGCCUUCAUACAGAUAAUUCAAACUACAAACGAAAGAAACGACAACACGACAGUACCAAACAUUCUAGUUGAAGAUCUAGAGAAUCGCACAUCACCCUUAGAAAUAUUUUACUCCGAUCUGGGUUGUAAUUACUCUCUUUAUUAUGAACACUUCGAUUAUUACACUGUCAAAUCUUUGGGGAAAUUGAUUAUUGGAGAUUAUUCCAUUCCCCCCAAAACGUCAAUCGAACUCUUCGGGGACAGCAUCAGGUAUAUCGACGCAGAAAAAAUUGAUUUGGAAACGAUAUUCAGAACUAAAAGUGUUAAGUCGGUGAAGAAAGGAGAUAAGAAGGAGACAAUAAGGAAAGAAAAGGUAGUGAAAUCUAAGAGUAAACUUUUCGAAGAGGAAACGAAGACAGAUAUAAUAGCAGAUAAGAAGAAAGGAAAGAAAGAGAAGACUGGCCAGAGCGGUCACGUUUUGAUCGUACACUCGGAUAAAUUCACCCAAAUCCCGGAAGUCAUCGUUGAAGAAGUCGAAGAAGAAGAAGAAUUGGAAAAAGUAUCCAUCGAACCAGGAUCUCCAGGUUGGAAAUACACCGACUUGAAGUUGGCAGACGAGCUGCAAGUAGCGCUGGCAACCCUAUGGGAGAAUGCCGAAGAGGUUUACAUAGAAGAUUUCAGUCAGGUCAUGUUCAUGAAGAGGAUCAUCCUGAAUGCCAUAAUGCCGAAGGUCAACUACGUCAAGAUUCACAUGAAUAAAUACAUCAACUCGCCCGAUGACAAACAGAUGUAUCUGAGAAAGUUUCAACAACUUUAUAAUGAAUUCGAUGCUGAUAUUCGUAGUGAUGUUGAAUUCAAAGCAGAACUUCAUUGUCGGGUGAACGAGCUGAGAGAGAAACUGAUCGCAGUGUGCGACCAGCAGAUGAUGGAGGCUGAACAAGCCCGAUGCCUCAUCGUCAACAAAAAGUGGGCUCCGAGGCAACUGGUAGAGCUCAUCAACAACUACAUAAACGGCUUUCAGCUGGAAAUAGACAGGCACGUCGAUACGCUCACGCUUGUUAGCGACUACUAUGCGGGAAUUGUCACGAAAUUGCCGGUACAGGAAUCACUAGCGAAAGAGGCCUUGUCCAGAUUGGAUCUUCUGGAUUCGGGAAUCGAGCAGGCUGUAUGUGAUGUGCUUCUCAGAGUAGACGAGGAUCUAGGUGAUCCUUUUAGCAAAACUGUCGAGCAGAUCUACGGCAAGGCAUCAGCGUUUUCGAAUAAGUGUCAAAGUUGGGCCUGGUCUUGUCUAGAAAAAGUCAAAUCGGUCUUCUCCCCCCACGUUGAAAAACAGAAGGAAAAACAAAGCAAGAAGAACAAAAGCAUAAAAGGCGAUAUUAGUCAUCCGACGAUAUUCGAACCCAACAUUGAAGUGAAACAAAAUUCAGAGAAGCUCUUCGAAGAAUGGAAGCGCGUUCUAACUGGAGAAACAGCUAGACUGGCAAUAUGCCUAAAACUCCUAAGACACGACCUGGAACAAAAUCUCCAACAAAACCUGAACACGGUGAAGAAAAACAUGCUCAACGUCUACGAAGAUAUCAGAUCCAAAUACACGCACGAAGUCAGCAUAGUCAACAACGUUUGCAACUUCUUAGCAAGAGCUAUCGAAGCAGCCGUUCCCCUCCAAGAAGAGCUAGUCUUCAAGGAUGGGGAGUUCUACCUUAACCCACAACACAUAUUUUUCCCUGACGAAGUUCCUCCAGAGCAAACCUCCACUGACUUACCAGAAGACCUGUUCUUCACCAUACCUCAGUUGGAAAAAAUGACUGAAAUUCUAUUCGAUUUGGCACCAAGUGGCUACAUUCCUGAGCGCAUCUUCGUUUACCUUCUUCAAGACAUGGUGAUAGAAGAGGAAGAAAGUGUGAUGCCUAGGCUUUGGUCUAGAAUGUCGCCUGAGAAUAUCACUCAGCUUUCCAGAGAAUUGUUUGGACGCCAAGAGCUGGUCAGGUGGAAGGACUUCAUCGUUUACAAUCUCGUGGUACCAUUCCCAAGUGCAGAAGAUAUUCUGAGACUGAGGAAAUGUUACAGUGAAUUAGACUCGGAUGCUAUGGAAUUGAUAAAUGAAGAACAGUAUGAAUCGGUUGAUUUGUGGUUUGAAGAUACUGAAGGUGGUUCGAGAAAUGCUUUGAUCAAACAGCUGAUUUUCAAAAUGUAUAAGGUUACUGAGGAGUAUUUCAAUUAUACGGCAAUGUUGUUUUAUUUCUGCAAGGGUGAGAGUAUACCUGCUGGAAUUGCGAAGGCCUUAGCACUUUCUAUGGGAAAAGUGAUAUGUUGGGACAAUGAAAAUGGGAAUAAAUUUGUAGAAGCUACUUUGGAAAAGAGGAAGAUUCAUGAAGAAGAGGUGCGAACCAGAAAUGAAGAGCGAAGGCAAAAUCAAGAAUUUGCCCAGUGUAUUUUACAAGAUGUAGUGAAUGAAGUAGUCCAUGGAUGUGACAGUGUCAUUAUUGAAGACUUAACACCAACAGAAGAUGAAGAAACAAGAAGAAACUCUCUUCAGGAAAUAAUAAGCAGCGCUGAAGUGACACUUUGCAAUGGAGAAUCCCCAGAGGAUGGAGAAGAAACUACUGGAAGUAUCAUCAAGAAUGACAAUUCAAGACUAAAAGUUCUGAAUGUAGCCGAGGAUAAAUUUUCAAAUUUGGCGAUUGGUUUUGAAAAUUGUGAUGACACUGUUACCGCACAUUUUAUAACACUUCAUAGCCUCAUACAAGUUUUCGCCAAGACUUUACCUCCCAGCCAAACAAAAGAAAAUCUUGAGGAUGAAAGUUUUUCAGAAAAAUUGGAAAACAUUUUUGAGGAGUGUAGAAACGCACAAUUCAAUAACGAAGUUUUAUCACAUGAUAUUUUAAAUAACACCAAGUUCCUAGAUCUUUUGAAUGAAUCCUUCAAUUUUCAGAUUAAAAAUCCACCAAAAAUUGUUGCUAAACUCAUAGAAACAAAUGAAAAUAUUGAUGUAUAA
Phaedon cochleariae (mustard beetle) is the source of this 5310-nucleotide messenger RNA. NCBI's taxonomy places the organism in Eukaryota, Metazoa, Arthropoda, Insecta, Coleoptera, Chrysomelidae. The record is from the annotation of a GenBank genome assembly.